Messenger RNA from Brassica oleracea var. oleracea, 1019 nucleotides. Its product is annotated as F-box protein At5g39250. Bases 112 to 867 code for a protein of 251 amino acids. The record is from RefSeq and is a predicted model, not a curated record. Gene Ontology annotation, molecular function: protein binding. The transcript has 2 exons. NCBI's taxonomy places the organism in Eukaryota, Viridiplantae, Streptophyta, Magnoliopsida, Brassicales, Brassicaceae.
UUCGGUUACCCCUAAUUUCCCAGGAAAAGAUUUUCAGUCGUAUCUACAAGAUCAUCCAGAUUCAACCUCCCCAGAUCUUGUGCAAGUUUCGUUGAGCAGCAUUGUUUAAAGAUGUUCACAGAAGAAGUCUUGAAGAAUGUUUUUCCAUUGCUUGAAGGAGAAGAUCUAGCAGCUUGUAUGGGUGUCUGCAAACAGUGGAGACACAUAGCAAAGGACGAUUUUUACUGGAAAUGUCAAUGCGCCAAGAAAUGGCCUUCCGUCUGCAAACGAACCAAACCGCCCACCGGAACAUACUACAAGAUGUUUCAAACGUUUAGCAAACGGAGGCUAAACCGUACCCUCCCUCCUCCAAGGCUCUCCUUCGAGAACUUGGAGUUCUUCGUCGACAUUUGGUCCGAAGAUAAACCGGUUUACUCCGGUUUAAUUCCCGGUCUUGCGAUGGAAACGGGAAUCAAACCUUUACCAUCAGGAAUCAGCAACGUUCUUAGGACUCACUUAGCGAAACCUGAUUACAAAAUGGUUGUUCCCGCUGAGCCUAGAUUCACUGUUCCGUUAAACCAGACGGUUAGUGUCUCUAUGCUUGUGGGAAGGAAUGAUUCAGACAAGGUUGCUAGGAUAAUCAACCGGUCUGUCUUUGAGUAUAUCGACCGUUCGUCCUACCGGGCUCUUGCUUUUGAGUAUCUUGACUUAUCUCCUUAUUACCCUUUUGUCUCGGGGAUACGAGCAUGGGUCUCUUUGCUUUUCAUGGAUGCUGAGGAUAUAAACGAUGGGGUUCUCGACGUUUUUGGGAUUCAGUUGGAUUUCUGUGAUGUUGCUGAGACUAAAGAAGAGGUUUUGUGGCUUCUUGAUAUGCUUGAUUGGAAAUGAAAACAUGCAUCACAUUAGAGCUCUUACAGUUGUAACUCUGUAGGCACAAAUGUUCUUUGGUCCUGUACUAAUCUUUUUAAAACACACGCUAUUUUUUUCUUUUUUUCGUUUAACACUAGUUUGAUUUUGUUCUUUAUAAAUAAUAUACCGUU